AUGGCUGUUUCCGGUUUAAAUAAUUCGUGCAGUCAAAUUAAAUAUUCGUCAGAUGUAAACAUACGUUCAAAUAUUAACUCAAUAGAAUUUAAAAUAAAUUGUUUAAUAAUACCACAAAUUACAGAUAAAUUACCAGCAUUUUCAUUUGAUAAAAAUAUUCUGGAUAUACCAAAAAAUUUAACGCUAGCGGAUCCAAACUUUAACGAAUCAAGUCAAGUGGAAAUGCUGGUGAGCGCCAGCUUAUUUUGGAAAUUAUUACGAAUUGGACAAAUAUCAUUAGGUCACAAUAAGCCAGUCCUACAAAAAACGUUUGGGUGGAUUAUCUCAGGCGAGAUUCCACAAACUAUUGCAAAUUACUUAACGCGUUGCAACUUCAUUUCAAAUUCGGAAAUUGACAACCAAUUGAAGAAAUUUUGGCAAAUUGAAGAAUAUGAAAAUGCUCCAGUUUCAUCUAAUGAUGUAGAAAUCGAAGCUCUAUUUAAAACAACAACACAACGUGCAGAAGAUGGACGUUUUAUUGUUAGAUUGCCGUUAAAACUCCCUAGUAAUCUAUUAGGCGAAUCAAAGAAUAUCGCGUUGAAACGUUUACAUUCUAUGGAAAAUAAAUUAAAGGGUAACGAUAAUUUGAAACAGCAGUAUGGUCAAUUCAUGAGUGAAUACAUUGAAUUAAAUCAUAUGUCAAAAUUGCAAAACAAACGUGAUGAAAACGAUGGCUAUUUUAUACCACAUCAUUUCGUAAAGAAAGAAUCAAGUGUAACUACUAAAUUACGAGUCGUGUUCGACGCAUCGUGCAAAACUGAUUCCGGGUAUUCAUUGAACGAUUUACAGUUUGUAGGGCCCACAAUUCAGCAAGAUUUAUUCUCGAUAAUCACUAGAUUUCGUACACAUGAAUUUGUUCUAGCAGGUGAUAUUACGAAAAUGUAUCGCCAAAUUUUAAUACAUCCUGAUGAUAGAAAAUUACAGAAAAUCUGGUGGCGUACAGAUACAACAAAAUCAAUCGAACAGUAUGAGCUGAACACAGUAACGUAUGGUACAGCGUCUGCGCCCUUUCUAGCCAUUCGGUGUCUUCACGAACUAGCUUAUCAUAUAGAACAUAUAGAAACUUACCCCAUUGCAAGCAAAAUCAUUUUAAAUGAUUUUUAUGUCGACGACCUUUUAACAGGUUCAGAUGACUUGGAGGAAUUACAUACUUUAUAUCACGAAAUAAGUUUAAUAUUGAAAUCAGGACAAUUCUCAUUGAAUAAAACAUGUUUAUGGAGUGAUUCCACGAUCACGCUCCAUUGGAUAAAGUCUAUACCAAGUACUUGGAAGGUAUUCGUUGCCAACCGGGUAGAAGAAAUUCAAAAUCUGACUAAUAAAACCGAUUGGAGGUAUAUAAAUACUUUGUCUAAUCCCGCGGAUAUAAUAUCCAGAGGCGUAUAUCCUGAAAAUUUAAAAAAUUUACAAUUAUGGUGGUCAGGUCCUGAGUGGCUACAAUUACCAGAAGAUAAGUGGCCUAUCGACAUAACAAAUGACAUAAAUUCAAAUUAUUCGCAAGAAAUCAAAGUAGAAUUGCAAAGUAAACCUGCAAGGGCUUUAGCAGCGAUCGACAGUUUGAAUCUAUUCAAUAAAUACUCCAAAUUGACUAAACUACAACGUGUAGUAGCAUACAUAUUGAGAUUUCGAAACAACACAUUAAAUAUGACGGAGCAUAAGGAGUACGGUCCUUUAACUUGUCAAGAAUUAGAAAAUUCGUUAAAAACAUUAAUUAAAAUCUCUCAAAUUCAAACGUUUUGUACUGAAAUAUCCGAUAUACGACAAACCAAUACAGUAAGUAAAGGAAGUAACUUGUUACAACUAAACCCAUUUUUAGACAGCGAGGGCAUCCUCAGAGUUGGCGGGAGAUUAACAAAAUCAAAUUUCAACUUUGAGAAAAAAUUUCCGAUAAUACUUUCUGGCAAACAUACUCUAUCAAAAUUAACCGUACAAUAUGAACAUAUCCGUUUAUUGCACGCGGGUCCACAACAAGUUUUAGCAUCUUUACGCGAACAAUAUUGGAUAAUAUCGGCGCGUAAUCUAAUAAAAAAAACUAUUCACAAUUGUGUCACGUGCUUCCGAGUAAAACCAAAGGCACUAAAUUAUUUAAUGGGUGAUUUACCAGAUAUUCGAGUAACUCCAAGCAGAUCGUUUUUAAACUGUGGCAUAGAUUAUUGCGGUCCAUUCAAAUUAAGAGAUCGGAAAAUUUAA
Diorhabda sublineata is the source of this 2226-nucleotide messenger RNA. RefSeq lists its product as uncharacterized. The transcript is spliced from 2 exons. The record is from RefSeq and is a predicted model, not a curated record. The coding region runs from base 1 to 2226 and encodes 741 amino acids. Lineage: Eukaryota; Metazoa; Arthropoda; Insecta; Coleoptera; Chrysomelidae.